Molecule: messenger RNA, 3625 nt
Organism: Misgurnus anguillicaudatus (oriental weatherfish)
Lineage: Eukaryota; Metazoa; Chordata; Actinopteri; Cypriniformes; Cobitidae
Source: RefSeq, a predicted model, not a curated record
GAGCCGGAGGUUCUGCUGGAGUGUGUGCAUAUUCUGCAGAGUCUGUCACAGUACAGAGAAUACCUGAAAGACCUGCCAAGAAAAACCAUGGUGGACAUCCUGUCAGAGACGUCUAAGGAGGUGUUUGAGGAGGUGCUGUUUAACGCCCUGAAGUCUGACCUAACAUCUGCCCUCAACACACCUGAGCAGUUAGAGCUCCUCCUGGUGGCCAUACAGAAGUUUCCCUCAGUGCUCAAACCCAAAAAACUGAAGAAAUUGUUGGGAACCACAACAGUCAUCACUGACGAGAGUCUGCCGAAGUUAGUGGGCGUUUUAAAGACGGCUGCUCGCUCUGUUAAAAAAGACGCCGUGUUGCCGCCGGUUGCUUUAGAUUUGCUGCAGGCGUCUCUGCGUGAGGAGAGUUUUGAGAUGUUCUGGAAUGAAGCUAUCAUCAAAGGCAUGAUGUCUGAGAUGCCCGGACACACGCAUUAUUUGAGUUUUCGUCUUUUGGGAGCCGCCCUGCCGCUGUUGUCGGUCUCACAGAUUGAGUUUGUUUUGACCGGUGACGUGAUGAGACAUUAUGGUGAACACGUGCUGUCUGCGCAGUUGCCAGAUCGGUUCAAGUUUUCUCCAGAGAUGGAUAAAUAUAUAAGCGAGUUCUUGCAGGUCUGCACAGAUGCCGACCGACAGCUGGCCGUUGUGCUGGGCUUCACUCAGCUCACUAACCAGGGUUACCCUGUAGUCCCAUCUUUCUGGAAGGUUCUGGAGCACAUGGUUCUGCCAGCACAGCAGAAGUACGUGGAGUGGCUUCAAGAGGCAUUUUGUGAUCCACAGCUGGAUAGGUGUUUGGACUUCACCACGCGCAGACAGAUGUUUGAACGGGAGGAGAAAGUCGAGAAUGACAGCUGUGUGGCCCGCUUUCGUACAUGGAUUAUACAGCGUCUCGCCUUCAUUGUUGAAAACCAUCAGAUUAAGAAAGACGAAGAUCUCGUCAUGAACGUUGCCAGGUUUAUUUUCUUUCAUGCAUUUUUUGAUGUGAAGAAAUCCACCUCGGAGAUCCCAGAGACGAAACGAGCCCUUGCAUUGCCCAUAGACAAACAAACUCGAGCCAGCAUGGCUUCUGCUUUCUACAGUAUCCUGCAGAGUCUGAACAUGAUGCCUGUAUUAGGAGAUCUAUCAGAGACAGAGAGUUUUAACUCCAGGAGGAUUGUGGGAUUUAAAGCAGAUGGGAGUAUGUGGAUAUACUGUCUGGUGCAAUAUGCCGCCACGCUGCUCGACCAAAGCAAAUACGCCCAGAUCGUUCAAGCUUUCAGUCCUGAACAGAGACAGGCCUGGGACAGCAUGCUGGAAUCUGUGGAGGAUUUGAGAAAAAAAGCCAAGAAAUCUUCAUCACCUGAACACGCAGCGUUCCAGAAUCUCUUUCUUCUCAUUGGCAUUCAGAUGUUCAAGUCUCCAGAGGAGAGUCUGGAUCUGUUAAAGGAUCUGCGGAGCUGCAUGGAGAGAGCUCAGGCCAAGAAAUCUAAAAAGAAGAAAGCCGCAAAUGGUAAGAGCUCAGAAGAGGAACCUCACUGGGUGGAGGUGAUUGUUGAAAUCCUCCUCUCACUCCUGUCUCAACCCAGUCGACUUAUUCGUAAUGUGUGCAAAGUCGUGUUUACCCGAAUCUGCCCUCACCUUACCCAAGGAGCGCUCAACUCCAUACUUAAUGUUCUGGACCCCAACAAAGAUGAAGAAGAAAGUGGUGUCAUGGUGACUGACGAGAAAGAGAAGAAAAAACACAAAGUUGAGGAAGGCGAAGAUGAGGAAGAGGGAGAUGAAGAUGAAGAAGAGGAUGAAGAAGGUUCUGAUUCCUCGGAUGAUGAUGAGGACGAUGAGGAAGAUGAGGCCAUGGAUGAUGGAGAGGACGUGGAUCAGAACUUCCGCUUGGACUUGAUGAAGGUUCUGCAGGGUCAGAAUGCUCUGGUCAAAGAGGAAGAUGGCAGCGAUGAAGAGGAGAUGGAUGAUGCAGCCAUGAUGAAGCUUGAUGGAAGCUUGUCUGCUCUCUUUCUAGAGCAGAAGAAAAAGAUUCAAGCUAAAAAGGACGAGAAGGACAGACUGCGCAAGGAAAAGGUCCUCGUCCGAGACUUCAAGAUUAAAGUGCUGGACAUGGUGGAGGUGUUCUUGCUAAAACAGGGCAGCAGUCCUCUGGUUCUCAGCAUGGUGGAUCCUCUGCUCAGCGUGAUCGAGACUGGCAUGAGCUCUGAAACCAGCCAACAGGAACAAGACUACCUGCGCAAAGCCGCCAACAUUUUCAAAAACCAGCUUUGCCGUGGGAAAUAUUACUGCAGGGAAAUUGACAGGCGAGAGGCAGAGCUCCAUGAAAUGCUGGAGCGCUUGGUUGGUCGGGCUCAGAAACUCUCAGACUCGUCUGUGUCUCUUUACUACUUCAGUGCUGCUUUGUAUGUGGUGAAAGUGUUAAGAGGUGUGGUGAAUGAACAGGAGUCAACACCGUCCGAGGCAAAUAUGGGUAAAUUGGAUGUCGCGAGAGUCACAUCUUGCUUCCGAGAUGCGUUGACGUCGUCCAUGACGCGGAGAAAAACUCCUCUUACAGGAGCCAUGUUCAUCGACCUCUUCACUCGCUUCCCUGUUUUGUGUGUGAACUUGUUGGACACUGCUGUGGAGAACAUAACAGGUGGACUGAGAGAACAUCAACAGGGUCAAGCGUGUGCCAUGGUGCUCAGGGCUGUGCAGUCUAAAGAUGUGAAGAACCUCAUGUCUAAUAAGCAGUGGGCUGAGCUUUAUGAGAAGAUUGUGAGGCAGCUCAUUAAGACGUUUGAGAAUGUGCCGUCCAAAAACAAAACGGUUCAUGAGAAGAUGGUGAAAGCUAUGGAACUCUGUCAGUUUAUUGUGAAAACUGUUAAGAAUGCGAAGAUGCCGGUUAAAUUGGAGCUCCUUCAGGAUGUUCUUAAGACGAUGAAUGACGACGAAAGCCUUCAGAAACCAGGACAACUCGAGGACAUAUACUGGAGUGUAAUGAAAUUCUUUGGCGUUGUAAAACCAAAGAUGCAGAAGGUAAAGAAAGUUGUGGAGGUAGAGCAGACCGAGAAAACCACCAAGAAGAAAAAGGGAUUCCUACCCGAGACGAAGAAACGCAAGAACCGUAUGAAGUCCACAGUACUGGAGGGAAUAGAGCCAUCGACCACCGCAGAAACUCCUGAAGGAACAUCUGGAAAGAAGAAAAAGAAAAAUAAGAAAAGAAAACGGCAAGGAGAAGAGACACAAGCUCAGACCCCUGCUAAAAAAGCCAAACAGCAACAAAAGAAGAAAAAACAGAAAGGAGGUGAUAAGAAAUAAUUGGACAAUAUGAUGUGACUGUGUGAGGAAUACAGGACUGUUAUGAUGUCUAAGUACAGAUGGUAUUCUGUAAUAUCUGAUGAUUUCCAAGCCAUAUAUUAGGCCUGGUAUUUAUAAAUCCACCGCUGAAUUUAUGUGUUUAAUAAUUGGACAUACAUCAGCUUUUCUGUUUCAUGAAAUUAGACGUUUUGAAAUGUCUGUAUUAUUGUUUCAUAUGUCUUUACUUUGCCUUUUGUAGUGUUUUUGAUGUCUGUCUUGAAUAAUGGAGCUUUUGUAAAAGCAACUGAUGAUAUACUAAAAGGCAUUUUAUUGUUAA